Molecule: messenger RNA, 2841 nt
Organism: Pteropus alecto (black flying fox)
Lineage: Eukaryota; Metazoa; Chordata; Mammalia; Chiroptera; Pteropodidae
Gene: ITIH2
Product: inter-alpha-trypsin inhibitor heavy chain 2
Exons: 21
Coding region: 1-2841 (946 amino acids)
Biological process (GO): hyaluronan metabolic process
Molecular function (GO): serine-type endopeptidase inhibitor activity
Source: RefSeq, a predicted model, not a curated record
AUGAAAUGGCUCCCGUGCCUCCUUAUCUGGCUCUUUUCCUCCGAAGCUCGAGGCUUCGAAAUCCCCACCAACGGACUUCCAGAGUUUGCAGAAUAUGAAGAUCUCUCGGAACUGUCCCCAGGCCAAUUUCGAUUUAUGCCUGAGAACCGGAGGCAUCAGAGAAGUGUUUCUGGAGAAUCUGGAGAAACGACGGAAGAUGUUGAUCAAGUCACUCUUUAUAGCUACAAAGUCCGGUCCACUAUCACUUCUCGUGUGGCCAACACCAUGAUCCAAAGCAAACUGGUGAACAACUCCCCACAGCCUCAGACCAUCGUGUUCGACGUGCAGAUUCCCAAGGGAGCCUUCAUCUCCAACUUCUCUAUGACUGUGGACGGCACGACGUUCACAAGCUCCAUCAAGGAGAAGACCGCGGGCCGCGCGCUCUACGCCCAGGCCAGGGCGAAAGGCAAAAGCACGGGGCUGGUGAGGAGCAGGGCUCUGGACAUGGAGAACUUCAAGACCGAAGUGAACGCCGCCCCCGGAGCAAAGGUGCAGUUUGAACUUCACUACCAGGAAGUGAAGUGGCGGAAGCUGGGGUCGUACGAGCACAGGCUUCACCUGCAGCCGGGGCGACUGGCCAAGCACUUGGAGGUGGACGUGUGGAUUAUUGAGCCUCAGGGAUUGACAUUUCUUCAUGUUCCUGACACAUCCGAUGGCCAUUUCGAUGGUGUUCCGGUCGUGUCUAAAGGACACCAAAAGGCACACGUCUCCUUCAAGCCUACGAUAGCUCAGCAAAGAAAAUGCUCCGGCUGCUCCGAGACCGCAGUGGACGGGGAGCUGGUGGUGGUGUAUGACGUCAAGAGAGAGCAGAAGGCCGGGGAGCUUGAGGUAUUUAACGGAUAUUUCGUCCACUUUUUUGCUCCCGACAACCUGGACCCGAUUCCCAAAAACAUCCUCUUUGUCAUCGACGUCAGUGGCUCGAUGUGGGGGAUAAAAAUGAAACAAACAGUGGAAGCAAUGAAGACCAUACUGGAUGACCUGAGAACCGAUGACCAGUUCUCGGUGGUCAAUUUCAACCACAACGUGCGCACUUGGAGCAACGAUUUAGUCUCCGCUACUAAAACACAGAUUGCAGAUGCCAAGAAGUAUAUCGAGAAAAUCCAGCCCAGCGGAGGCACGAAUAUCAAUGAAGCUCUGCUGCGGGCCAUCUUUAUUUUGAACGAAGCCGAUAACCUGGGGAUGUUGGACCCCAACUCUGUUUCUCUCAUCAUUUUGGUUUCUGACGGCGAUCCAACAGUAGGGGAACUAAAGUUGUCAAAAAUUCAGAAAAACGUGAAGCAGAACAUACGAGACAACAUCUCCUUGUUCAGUUUGGGGAUAGGGUUUGACGUCGAUUAUGAUUUUUUGAAGAGACUAUCCAAUGACAACCGCGGGAUGGCUCAAAGAAUUUAUGGAAACCAGGACACUUCUUCCCAGCUCAAGCAAUUCUACAACCAAGUCUCUACUCCACUGCUCCGGAACGUCCAGUUCAACUAUCCCCACACGUCAGCAACAGAUGUCACUCAGAACAGUUUCCAUAACUAUUUUGGGGGCUCAGAGAUUGUGGUGGCAGGAAAAUUUGACCCGGAAAAAUCAGAACAGUUACAGAGCAUUAUCACUGCAACUUCGGCCAACACGGAGUUAGUCUUGGAGACCCUGGCCCAGAUGGACGACUUGGAGGAUUUUCUAUCGAAAGACAAGCACGCGGAUCCUGAUUUCACUCGGAAGUUGUGGGCCUAUCUGACAAUCAACCAACUUCUGGCUGAGCGAAGCCUGGCUCCGACGGCGGCUGCCAAGAGGAAGAUUACCAAGACCAUCCUGCAGAUGUCCCUGGAACAUCACAUCGUCACCCCGCUCACCGCCAUGGUGAUCGAGAACGAGGCUGGGGACGAGCGCCUGCUGGCCGACUCGCCGCCCCAAGACCAUUCUUGCUGCUCAGGUGCCCUGUAUUACGGCAGCAAAGUUGCUCCCAGUUCGCUCCCAUCUUGGGUCAACCCUUCGCCCACGCCGAGGGUCCCCAUGCCCGCGAUAGCAGCGCCCGUGCUCGAGUCCACUCCUCCCCCCCACGUGAUGAGAGUGGAAAAUGACCCACACUUCAUCAUCUACCUACCAAAAAGCCAAAAGAAUAUUUGUUUCAAUAUUGACUCAGAACCUGGAAAGAUCCUCAACCUUGUUUCUGAUCCAGAAUCAGGGAUUUUGGUCAACGGACAGCUCGUCGGUGCCAAGAGGUCCAAGAAUAAAAAACUAAGCACGUAUUUUGGAAAGCUAGCAUUUUAUUUCCAAAGCGAAGACAUGAAAAUAGAAAUCAACACCGAGAACAUCACCCUGAGCAGGGGCUCUCGUUCGUCCACCUUGUCAUGGUCUGACACAGCUUGGGUCACCAAACCGAGGGUGCUUGUCUCGGUGAAGAAAGAGAAGACUGUGACGAUCACUCUGGAUAAGGACAUGUCCUUCUCUGUGUUACUGCAUCGCGUUUGGAAGAAGCACCCAAUCAACGUGGACUUUUUGGGGAUCUACAUUCCCUCCACAAACAAGUUCUCGCCCAGCGCUCACGGACUCAUAGGCCAGUUCAUGCACGAGCCGAAGAUCCGUAUCUUCAAUGAGCGGCCUGGAAAGAACGCCGAGAAGCCAGAGGCAAGCUUGGAGGUCAAAGGACAUAACUUGGUUGUCACCAGGGGAAUACAGAAGGACUACCGGACAGAGCGAGUGUUGGGGACAGAUGUCCCCUGCUGGUUUGUACACAGCAGCGGGAAGGGGUUCAUCGAUGGCCACUACAAGGACUACCUGGUGCCUCAGCUCUACAGCUUCCUCAAACGGCCUUAG